Limanda limanda (common dab) is the source of this 624-nucleotide messenger RNA. RefSeq names its product crystallin beta gamma X (gene crybgx). The transcript has 6 exons. Gene Ontology annotation, molecular function: structural constituent of eye lens. The record is from RefSeq and is a predicted model, not a curated record. NCBI's taxonomy places the organism in Eukaryota, Metazoa, Chordata, Actinopteri, Pleuronectiformes, Pleuronectidae. Gene Ontology annotation, biological process: visual perception; lens development in camera-type eye. Bases 1 to 624 code for a protein of 207 amino acids.
AUGAACAUCUUCACUAAGGUCCCAGGAUUAGCCCAACAAACCAGCAAGCUGGGGUCUGUGCUCCAACGCGCCUUCUACGGGUCCAGUGGGCGGGUGACCCUCUUCGAGCAGAGGAACUUCGCCGGCCGGAGACUGGACCUGAGUUCCGACUGCGCCCGAAUCAGCGACAAGAACUUCCCUGAGAGAUGCAACUCUGUGCAGGUGGAGAGCGGAGCCUGGAUCGGUUAUGAGCAUGAGAACUUCCGGGGCCGUCAGUACCUGUGGGACAUGUCUGACCGAGGAGAGUACAACUGCUACGACAAGUGGUGCGCUCAGGUGGACCACGUGUCCUCGGUGCGCUCCGUCAAACAGGACACCAACCCGGCCAAGGCUCAUCUGUUUGAGCGAGCUGGUUACUCCGGUAAGAAGAUGGAGAUCCAGGACGACAUCCCCAACCUGAUGAGCCGCUACAGCCUGAACCGAGUCGCCUCCAUCCGCGUCCUGGGAGGAGCGUGGGUGGUGUACCAGGAGCCUAACUACAGAGGGCCUCACUACAUCCUGGAGAAACGUGAUUACAACAACUUCUCUGACUGGGGAAGCCAGAACAACACGGUGGGCUCCAUGCGCCGCGUCCGCUUCACCUGA